Molecule: messenger RNA, 2329 nt
Organism: Schizosaccharomyces octosporus yFS286
Lineage: Eukaryota; Fungi; Ascomycota; Schizosaccharomycetes; Schizosaccharomycetales; Schizosaccharomycetaceae
Product: mRNA processing protein
Exons: 2
Coding region: 67-1041 (324 amino acids)
Biological process (GO): proteasome-mediated ubiquitin-dependent protein catabolic process; protein polyubiquitination; protein autoubiquitination
Cellular component (GO): cytosol; ubiquitin ligase complex; nucleus
Molecular function (GO): cyclin binding; ubiquitin conjugating enzyme binding; ubiquitin protein ligase activity
Source: RefSeq, a predicted model, not a curated record
GGUAACAAUGCUGUUUAGCAGACCUUGGUACUUCAUCCACGAUCCUACUACAAGCAAGGCGAUGUGAUGCUGUCAGAAUAUUUGACGCAUGUAGGUCGUAUCAACGUUUAUUUGGACCCGAAUACUACGCCGCAUCCAAAACAGGUGGGUGAUAUUCCGUAUUCACUGCCUCUGGUCCUGGACAAGAACGAUCCGAUCGUAGCGGUUCAACGUGAUGACACUUUACAAGUCGUAAUUCGUUGUCCUCCUCGAAUCCAGAACUUCGAUAUCAAAGUCCCCUGGAAAGGGUUGGAUUUUGACUCCAAUCUCGAACAGGUCGUCCAAUGUAGGUACUGCUCCGGUAAGCUUGCGAGCUUUUUCUCCUGUCGAGACUUGCCAUCGGCCAAUUGGCAAGAACUAAUGGAUUGUUGGGCCUGUCAUGUCGAUUUUCCUGCCGCUUUGGCUAAGAAUGGUGGCAUGCCUUCUUUUGCGCCUACGAAGGACAUGUCUUAUUCAGGUAUCUCUUUUCUUCUCUUACAUCCAAAUUCAUUGGAAAAUUCCCAAUCAUACGAAAAAGAUUCGUCUAUGUAUCACUGUCCGUCUUGCCAGGAGCAGCUUGGAAUUCAAGAUAAACAAGACGUACCUGAAAGCGUUCGUCUAGAUAAGUCUUGUAUUAUGAUUAAUGGCAAUCGCGUUCAUCCUUCUUACGUCGUUACCUCAGAAUUGUUAACGCUGCGCGAAUUGAACGCUGUUCAUAAAUUCUGCCUCACUGAUCAGUGUAAUACACUUUAUAUUUGGUGUUUCACUCCAUAUUUACCAGUUACCUUCUUUAACAGUCCAAACAUAACUGCUUCUUUUCCACAGUCACCCGUUGCUACAAUCAAAACUCUCUAUUGCUAUGAUCCACCAGAUAAUUUGCAGGGUGACGAUUGGCAGGAUAUAACCUUGACACCAUCGGUGUUUUUGGAAAUUAAACAUUUACUAGAACUAACUACUCAAAGUUUUCCUUCUUCUGCUCAAAAAUUUCAGCAUUGGUAUGUCGGUUUACUUCCACGCUUGUGAAAUUAAAUCCUUUUCUUUUUGGUUUUUUAAAUAGCUCGUAGUCUACUUGACGGUUGCAAUUCAUUACGCAUCUUAAAAACAUUAACUAUAGAAUACAAGCGUUAUCCGUAUGAUCGGCUCAAGUGCUCUUUUUUUUCUUUCUUUCAACGUUGUUUUGUUUCGCCGUAGGUCGGCUAUAAACAUAUGUUGCACUAGAACCGAAUACCAAACAAGCUCCAAGUACAACAGCACCACUUAGUCGAUUACCGAAUAAAAGAAUACUCAAGCAAAGACUCACAAAUUUACGAAUAUUCAGGAUGAUGGUUACAGUUAAUGCAGAGCUCUGGGAACCAAGAGAAUUGACACCCCGUACACACACGUAUUGUGCCAAUGUGUUUAGACAAAUAUACCAAAAGGCUGGUGGCAUCCCAAAAAAAUAGAGAUUGGAACUCUUAGAGUCUGUGAAUAAAAGCAUCCAUUGUCUUCGGAUGGAACCUAACAGUGGCAGAAAAAAGGGAAUUGAAAAGGCGUGAGUAUAAAACAAACUUUCUCUCCAACUAGCGUUAUAUUUCUUGUAUGUGUCUUCCAAAAGUAAUCCCAUAAACGCACCCAGAAGCUGAGUGACCAUUAAUAUCGUGAAGCCGAUCGUAAAGUUCGUCGUCGAAGACAUGUGAACAUGAAUAUCAUUUGCAUUCCCAAGAACUGAGAUUACAACACCAAUUGUUAAGAAGACAACACUUAUCAUUUGUAAAAUAGUAUACUUCUUAUUCGCUAGCAUCCAUCCCACAGACAUAGUAGUUAGUGGCCCACUACUUCGAAGAAUUAUAUGUACAGGAACAGAAACAUCAAACCCCAAAGCAACAUUAUUUAAGACGUUUAUACUAAAAAAAAGGAAUACUAUGUACAUCCAGCGUUUCCUGGGCACAUUGGGACUCUUCAAUGCGGAAGGGUUGUAUAAUAAAAAGUAUACCAAACCUUCUAUUGUUAUAAAUACAAAUUGAGAAAAUGUAAUUAAUAAUCCACUUUUUGGAUAUUCUCUUACAAUUGCUUCAAGUGUGUAUGCUGUAGAACAACAUCCCCCAAAUAUGAAAGAUAGAGCUCCUAGGAUCAUUGUGCAAUUGCCAAACUGCUAAGGCUCUAUAGUCCCUGUUGAAAUGGUUAUAUAAAUUAUGAGAAAGGGCACCUUUGGGGAUCUAUCCAAGUUUUUUACGUAGCCAGUUGCUGGGUUUAAGGCGACAGCGUGCAAGUUAGAAUGAACUCCUUGUUUGUAUUAAAUUGAAUUUAACACACACAGAAUAAAAAACAACCC